CUAACUGCAAAUCAGAACUCACUUUUGCUCGCAUCUAAUCUUCGAUAAAACCUCAAACUCCUUCGUUAUAUUUAGCAAUGGCGCCAAAGGCCGAGAAGAAGCCCGCCGAGAAAAAGCCAGCGGCGGAGGAGAAGAAGGCCGAGAAAACUCCGGCCGAGAAGAAGCCAAGAGCCGAGAAGAAGCUUCCCAAAGACGCCUCCGAUAAGAAGAAGAAGAGAGCCAAGAAGAGCAUUGAGACUUACAAGAUCUACAUCUUCAAAGUCCUCAAGCAAGUUCAUCCCGACAUCGGAAUCUCCAGCAAGGCAAUGGGGAUUAUGAACAGCUUCAUCAACGACAUUUUCGAGAAGCUCGCUCAGGAAUCCUCAAAGCUCGCUCGCUACAACAAGAAGCCGACUAUCACCUCUCGGGAGAUCCAAACGGCGGUGCGCCUUGUUCUUCCUGGUGAGCUGGCUAAACACGCCGUCUCUGAGGGUACCAAGGCUGUUACCAAGUUCACUAGCUCUUAGAUUCAUAGAUUUUAGGGUUUUCUCGUGUAAAAAAGCAGGAUCACUGUUCUGGAUCGUUGAUUUCUUUUGCUCUUGUUGCAUAUUCUGGAAUUGAAUGAAUGAAAAUCGGUUUACAUGAUUCUAAUUC
Molecule: messenger RNA, 633 nt
Organism: Cucumis sativus (cucumber)
Lineage: Eukaryota; Viridiplantae; Streptophyta; Magnoliopsida; Cucurbitales; Cucurbitaceae
Product: histone H2B.7
Exons: 1
Coding region: 78-506 (142 amino acids)
Biological process (GO): nucleosome assembly
Cellular component (GO): nucleosome
Molecular function (GO): structural constituent of chromatin; DNA binding; protein heterodimerization activity
Source: RefSeq, a predicted model, not a curated record